GUGCUAGCGCCGUAAAAUUCUCACGAAAACCAAACAUCUCUUUCCCUCUCCCACAGACCCAGCAGCAUGCUAAGAGCGCUAGUUACUCCUAACUACAGCAACAACAACAACAACAACAACAAAAACAACAAAAACAACAACAACUGAGAAUGGAACCCCCCCUAAUCAGAUCCGGCCCACCCGCUCUGCUCGCCAUGUCACCCUACCCGCCUCAACAACAGCACCACCUGAAAACAGCAGCUGUCAACCACCGUAACUUCUUCCCCGCGCCAGCGAUACCACCACCUCCAACAGCAACAGCUGCAGCUACAGCAUCAACAGCAACAGCAGCCGGUGUCGGUCCGUAUUUCUACAGCCCGAAUUAUCACCAACAACAAAUUCGCGAAAUUGACUCUUCCUCGCACUCUGUCAAAACCGCGGAAAGUUCUGAAGCCAUUCGCCUCGGCGUUCUGAAAUCUUCCUUCAACCGCGCGAGCUCAGGACAUCAUCAUCAUCAUUUCUUCGAGGGUAACGAAGUCCUUCAACAGGCAAGGGGAGGCUAUUCGUACAUGGUUCCGCCCGACACUCGUUUGUCUGACAACUGUGUGAACGGUGCCUUACCUGAUGUGUCUCAAGACAUUUAUGUCAACGGUUCUUUAGCGGAUGUGUCUCAAGACAUCUAUAAUGUGAACGGUUCUUCAAUGGAGGUUUCUCAAGACAGUUGCACCAGUUACAACGACGACGAUGAUGAUGAUGAUGAUGAUGGUGAUGAUGACGACAGAGGAAGUGUUAGCAGCGACUACGAGGGUCAUUCUUCAAACACGGCGCUCUCCGCUAACCACCAUUAUCGCCCCCACAACAUUUCUGGUCGUCAUGGUGAUGUGACGUCACCAGAAUUCCUCGCCUCCUCGCGUGCUUUGAAUGGGUUUGCUGCGAGCGGCGGCGGCGAGUUGACAGAAACUCACACUCUCAACAUCAACAACCACUACAACAACAACUACAGCUACAACAGCAACGUGGCGUACUCAAGAACAAGGAGAGACAGACGCGAGAGCUCGGCUCACAUGACGGGCAAAAGACUCCACCACACCCACGAGAAUGAGGAAGAAAGCGUUGUCGGAGGUCAAGGCUGUACUCUCAGCCAGCCAGACAGCCCCCAACCCAAAGCAGCACGCUGCGAAAUCAACACCACCACCACCACCAACAACAACAACAACAGCAACAACCACAACAACAGCAACAACAGCGACAACAACAGCACCCAUCACGGCACGACUUCCGUUCUGCCCCCGUGUCGGAUCUGCGGCGCGAAAGCUUCGGGUUUCCACUACGGCGUGAACAGUUGCGAGGCGUGCAAAGGCUUCUUCCGGCGCGCCCUCAAGCGGCCCAUGGUCUUCUACUGCACCAAGAACAGAACGUGUGACGUGAAGGGCAACAAACGAAGCACGUGCCGGUUCUGCCGUUACAAACGAUGCCUCAGUCUCGGGAUGUCUCGCGAGGCCAUCAAGACGGGGCGCUACUCUCACAAGAAGAGAACAAGGGACACUAUCGAGGUGAAACGUCUGCAGAGUUAUCCCAACAUGGCGUCUGAAGACAAGGAACUGGAUGCUGUGUUGAGUAAGUUGGUGGUCGCCCAUGACACUACUCUCCUCUCCUCUACCUACACCCUGGAAAGUAUCAUCUACAAGCGGCAGCUGGAAUACCACAACAUCUUUCUGCUGCACAAGAAAUUCGGGAACUACGCCGGGCUGGGCCAAGGCUGCUGUGAUGGUAGCAGCAGCAGUAGUAGCAAUAACAGCAGCAGUAGUAGCAACAGCAGCAACAGUGGUAGUAGUAGUAGUAGCAAUAGCAGCAGUAAGAGCAGCGGCAGUUACGCUAACAGCAAAAACAACAACAAUAAUAAUAACUACAACUACAACUACAAAAAUAACAACAAUAACAGUAGCAGCAGCAGCAGCAGCAGCAACUACGGUGAUAAGACAAUGUCUAACAGCACGUGUAAUGAAGUUGACAGCUCGUGUGAAAUACAGGACACAAUUAUCGUGCACCCCAUGACAAAGUUGGAAGAGGAAGACCAUCGUCUUGACAGCCGCAAAACCUGCUCUCCGGUGUCCUCUAUGUCUGCAACGGCUUCCCCUUCAUCAUCAUCAUCGUCAUCAUCAUCCUCCUCCUCCUCCUCCUCAUCAUCAUCAUCAUCAUCGUCAUCAUCAUCAUCAUCGUCAUCGUCGUCGUCGUCGUUUUCUUUCGCAAGCCUCUCAACAGACUCUGGCUUUGACGACGACCACCACAGCGCGCCCACUGAAGACAGCAAAAAGACAUCCCUGUCGGCAGACACCGACGCGGACAACAAAGACGCCAUCUCUUACCAAGCUCUCGAUCUCAGCUGUAAAAAACAGGAGCCGCUUACCUCUGAGGCGACAGACCACCCAUCUGUCAAGAUGAUAACAACGAACCACGAAGCGUCUGGGUUCAAACCCGUGGUCGAUAAGGGUUCUCCUGUACCGCCCACAGAAGCCCUUAACACGGACAUCCACGAACAGUAUCCUCAAACUCCUGACAGCAAAAACCUUUCUCUGGUGAAAUUCCCCCAGGAAACGGGAUCUCCCUCGAAUACCUCAACCUCUCGUAUCGAUACGACUCCGCAGAAAUACAACAGCAACAGCAACAGUAACAGCAAUAUCAGCAGCAGCAACAACAGCAGCAAUAGCAACAGCAGCAACAGUAGCAACAAUAGCAGCAGCAGCAGCAAUUUCUCAGCAGACACCAAAGACUUUGUGCGGAAUAAGAACGUGGCAUGCUGUGGGAAGACAGAACCGACUGACAACAAAGAUCACCCUCUUUCACCCACCUCCCCCAACACUAUCGCUCGGUCAGACGUCGAGCUGAAAAAGCCACCAUCUUGCUGCACGCAGACCACGUCACACCUGCUUGACCACGCGGGAAGAUCUGAUGAAAUGAUGAUGAUGGAUACAACAGACUUCUACCCCAGCAACCCCACUGGUUUUGAAGACUCACCACCACCACCAGGUCGGCGCGCGAAUGGUAAAAAAGGAAAACUCCGCGGUUCAGGACCGGUUGUUUCCGUGUUCGGUUCGGACGAAAAAGUUGGGAGAGCGCACGUGAAGGACUCACGAAAGGUGUGUUGCGUGCAGGGUGUGGUCUCCGAGAUCGUACAGAUGCCCAUCCACUCAUCACCGACUGACCUCAACAAACUGAACACUGGAACCAGCUGGCCUAACGCUCUGGACAUGCGCAAUGAACCGCGGUCUGCCAGCGUGAGGAGAGCUGAGAAGUGGGUCAUGGGCUACGUGAGCUUUGCCAAGGUCAUCCCUGG
Molecule: messenger RNA, 3313 nt
Organism: Aplysia californica (California sea hare)
Lineage: Eukaryota; Metazoa; Mollusca; Gastropoda; Aplysiida; Aplysiidae
Product: probable serine/threonine-protein kinase DDB_G0282963
Biological process (GO): regulation of DNA-templated transcription
Molecular function (GO): DNA-binding transcription factor activity; sequence-specific DNA binding; zinc ion binding
Source: RefSeq, a predicted model, not a curated record